Molecule: messenger RNA, 1029 nt
Organism: Mucor velutinosus
Lineage: Eukaryota; Fungi; Mucoromycota; Mucoromycetes; Mucorales; Mucoraceae
Exons: 8
Coding region: 1-1029 (342 amino acids)
Biological process (GO): lipid metabolic process
Source: RefSeq, a predicted model, not a curated record
AUGCUCAAAUCCUGCACUCAGUUGCUGCUCAUCAGCGCCGCCCUGCAUUCAGCUCUCUGCAUUAGAACACAAAGUGCUGGUCCCGAUGCUUCAUGGCCAAUCAUCUACUUUAGCAAUGGAGAAUCCGAUGUGAGCUCCAAUGUGUACGAUCAAAUUGGCUUCGAGUUUAGACGCAGGAUUGAUGAGUACAAUCUAGUGCCGCCUGCUCGAGAUGUACGUCGGUAUAACAACACCUCGCCAGAGUUCCUGAAUGCUCAGUUUCAUGCUGCUUUGUGCAGAACAUCCAAUUGCAGAGCCAGCUUUGACAAAUGGGACUGUGGGGAACUUUGUGAUACUUACUUGCCUGAUGGCCAGGUUAUCAGAUCAUUCAACACGUUUCCAAUGGGCGUUGCAGGCUAUGUCGUGCUAUCACAUCAGAAAAAGACAAUUUACGUGCUCGUGAGAGGCGCUUCAUCCCUCAGGAACAAGAUUACGACCUACAAUGUCAAAUUCACUAACCAUCCAUUCAUUGAAGGAGCCAAAGUCCAGCAAGGCCUUUUAGCAGCAGAAAACGACAUCUAUCAGAUUGUGCACACAGCUCUAUACGACCAGCUUUUGCUGACACCAGACUACAAGGUGGAUGUGACAGGACAUUCAUUUGGGGCUGGUGUGGGAUCGCUCCUUGUGGCUGAUCUGAACCAUCGUCAUGAGCUUGUUAACUCUACGAAUCUGUCUGGCCAUUUGUUUGGCAAAGCCAGGGUGGGCUCUUACAAGUACGCUGCUUACUUUAAGGAGCAUGAUCUUGAUGUACGCAGAUAUGUUCAGGAAGGAGACGACAUUGUCCAUGCGCCUGAUAUUCAAGAUGGCUAUGUGCAUGAAGGCGAUGAAUACUGGCUGGAAAACGAUAUCAUCCAAGAAAUGAUUGUAUGUUCUGGGCCGUACGAAACCAGUGAUUGCUCCAACAAGGUGACAUACACCAAGACAACACAGCAUUUACUAUACUGGAACAUCAAGCAGAAUUGCGAUUCAGACUUUAAUAACAUUAUUUAA